AUGGCUGCUAUGGCUAUCCUUGCCUAUUCUACCACUAUCUCUCCUGUUACUGUGGUUAAGGAGGAGGACCUUACAACUGAUUGCCCUGUGGAAGACUACGUAAUUGUGCUGCUGGCGGCUUUUGCUUGUGCUGCUGCGAUUGAAAAGCGAUGCAGAGCCAGACCAUGGGUAUCGCAACUACUACCCUUACUAUCCAGACCCUAUGGUUACAAUCACUACCCUCACAAGAGAUCUGCCGAGCCAGAACCAGAGGCUGAGGCUUCCCCCUCCAAUGGAUACUACCCUGUCUACCAUUCUUAUCUCACCAUCACGGAAAGAGGUCGGCCGAUCCUUACGCUUAUGCUGAGCCUUACCCUUAUCCUUACCCUUACGCAGAACCUUCCAAUAACUAUGGCUAUCCUGGCCCAUACUACAGCUACCCUUCCUAUUACUCAGGUUAAGGAGAACUUGACUGCUGGUCUCAAUCUGGAGAUGCUACACUCACUCACAAGUGGCCACGGUGAACACCCACGAGCAACAAUGAAGUUCCUGGUAAUUGUGCUGCUGGCGGCUUCUGCUUGCGCUGCUGCAAUUGAAAAGCGAGAUGCAGAGCCAGACCAUGGGUAUCGUAACUACUACCCUUACUACCCAAGACCCUAUGGUUACAAUCACUACCAUCACAAGAGAUCUGCCGAGCCAGAAGCAGAGGCUGAGGCUUCCCCCUCCAAUGGAUACUACCCUGUCUACCAUUCUUAUCCUCACCAUCACGGAAAGAGGUCGGCCGAUCCUUACGCUUAUGCUGAGCCUUACCCUUAUCCUUACCCUUACGCAGAACUUUCCAAUAACUAUGGCUACUAUGGCUAUCCUGGCCCAUACUACGGUUAAGGAGAACUUGACUGAUGGUCUCAGUGGAGCAUAAAUGUGGAUUUUCUGUUGUUGCUGAUUCCGAAGUGUUUCAUGUAAAGACAAACGAUUAAAUUAAAAUACAGCAAAAUCUA
Macrobrachium nipponense is the source of this 977-nucleotide messenger RNA. RefSeq lists its product as uncharacterized. The transcript has 5 exons. The record is from RefSeq and is a predicted model, not a curated record. Lineage: Eukaryota; Metazoa; Arthropoda; Malacostraca; Decapoda; Palaemonidae. The coding region runs from base 1 to 864 and encodes 287 amino acids.